AUGGAACAAGGAGCGAGCUGUCCUUGGGCCACGGCCUUCCUCCGUCAAGCCUACCAUUCAUAUCGUAAGAAAAUUGAAGCUGCUGGUGUUACUUAUAGUGCCGAGGCUUUCAGGAAUAUUACGGAUGCAAUCUUUGGACUCGUCGUUUAUUUCUCCCCAUCGUUACAAUCACUUGCCCUCAGCGGCUCGGGGACACCCUGGAUGCAGCCGUUUCAGUACCAGAAAAAGCUUUUCCUAUAUCACAGUCCACCGAUCACGACACUCAGCCUCGAUCUUUCCGUCCUUCAGGUACUCUUUGGAAGUCCUGAAACCGGCUAUUCUCAUAACUGGCACCCAUGCCUGUCCACUGUGCAGAGCCUUACCCUCAAAGGGUUUGAUCCCUUGGAGGUGAGAGGGCUGGACGACGCGGCAAUGUGUCUGGGCAGCCUGUUCGACUGGUUCUGCAUGAAGCCGCGACUAAAGAGACUUGAGAUCAACGGCUACGACGAGACACUGGGUCUUGAAAGUGAUCACACCUGGAACACGAUUCUGCCCUUGUUCAAAGACACGCUUGAGCAUCUCUCCAUGAGCGGCUACAUGGAACCUAUCGACGAAGACCAAAUGACGGAUCGCUUUGGUCCCAGCCGCAUGUUAACUUGCCUACCGGAACUCGAGAAGCUGGCUUACCUUAAGGUCCCCUUGCAUUUUGUCAGCUCACAUAGACCGCAGCUGAUUCCAGAUAUGGCACAUGCAGCUCCCCCAGGCGACGCUGACUUUGGAGAGUCCGACACCAAUAACGACAACAAAAAUAACAACCAACAGGACCCGAUUACCGCAAGAAACAUCCGCCAGCAGAUCAUGGUCGAAUUCCCUCCGUUGCUUAAAACAGCCGACAUCAUCGAGUAUGUGAACCACAGGGAAAGCAUCCAAGGAAUACAGGACUGGAACGAGAUCCGAGAGCGGGAUACAUAUCGUCUUAGACUCUAA
This is a messenger RNA of Sordaria macrospora k-hell, 966 nucleotides long. RefSeq lists its product as uncharacterized. The record is from RefSeq and is a predicted model, not a curated record. NCBI's taxonomy places the organism in Eukaryota, Fungi, Ascomycota, Sordariomycetes, Sordariales, Sordariaceae.